AUGGCAAUAAAUAGCAACAUUCUCACAGAAAUAGAUAUUCCAGAAACAUAUAUAGACGAUCUUCCAAAGCUGAAAUUCUAUUGCCAAGUGAUUGACGAUUCCUUUAAAUGUGACCCUAUAAGGCAAAUGUCUUGGAAUUUAUCAUCAAAUUUGAUAAGCUUUUUAUGGAAGCCAAUAAUAGCAGCCGAGUCUUGUAGAAAUCGGGACGAUAUAACUUCGUAUAAGCAAAGAUAUCCUGAACUUUCACAAACUUCAUUGGAUACAUGCAAGAUCCAAUACAAUCGGAUGUUCAAUCAUAUGGUGCCGAGGAGUGAAGUUGCUCCGAGCCAGCAUGGUCCUGUUUCUGAAUCAGGGGGUGGAGUUAUUGGUGUCUCGCCGGUGAGUUUGGGAAUGGAUGGAGGGGAAAUUAAGAAGAAAAGAGGUAGGCCAAGGAAGUACGGGCCAGACGGAUCGGUUUCUGCUAUGGCGUUAUCGCCUUUGCCGAUCUCAUCUUCAGGUCCUUUUUCUAGUGAGUUUUCGUCGGGGAAGCAAGGGAAACCAAAGGGGAUGGAGUUCAAGCAGUCGAAGAAAGUUGGAGUUGAUCUGUUUGGUGACUCGGUUGGAACCAACUUUAUGCCGCAUAUCAUUACCGUAAAUGCUGGUGAAGACAUUACAAUGAAGAGGCAGUCUUGA
Molecule: messenger RNA, 672 nt
Organism: Lathyrus sativus (Indian pea)
Lineage: Eukaryota; Viridiplantae; Streptophyta; Magnoliopsida; Fabales; Fabaceae
Source: the annotation of a GenBank genome assembly